AUUGAUGGAGGGGUCCUCUGUGCUUCUCUGCAAGGGGUCUACCCCCUGGCAGGGGCUUCUGCUUACAGCCUCCUUUUUAACCUUCUGGCACCUGUCUACCACUGCCCACGUGACCACUGAAUUAAUGCCAUCUCAAGUGGCAGAAGGAGAAAACGUCCUCUUUCUUGUUCAUGAUCUUCCUGAAAAUCUUACAGUCUUUGCCUGGUUCAAAGGGCUAAGAAGCAUGAAACAUGGAAUUGCAAUGUACUUACUGCGCCACAAUUUAAGUGGACCAGGGCCUGUGUACAGCAGUAGAGAGACCAUAUAUCGCAACGGAUCUCUGCUGCUGGAAAAGGUCACCCAGAAGGACACAGGAUUCUAUACCCUACGCACCUACAACAGACGUGCAAAAAUCAUAUCAACCACGUCUAUAUACCUUCAUGUGCAUGCUUUCCUUUGGAACUGUGGGCGGUUUGCCACCCCCGGUCAGCCAACUAUUGAAUCAGUGCCACCUACCAUUGCUGAAGGAGGAAGUGUCCUUCUACUUGUUCGCAACCCCCCAGAGAAUAUUAUAGCCUUCGCCUGGUUCAAAGGAAUGACUGUGAUAAAAACCCAGGAGAUUGCCCGGUAUAUAACAGAUAAGAAAUCACCUGUGACAGGGUCUGCGUACAGCGGCAGAGAGACGAUGUACCAGGAUGGAUCCCUGCUGCUUCACGGGGUCACUCAGAAAGACCCUGGGCUGUACACGCUACGAAUUCUGAGGACAGAUAUGACAAGUGAGAUGGCUCACGUGCAACUCCAGCUGGACACCUCUCUUUCUCUGUGUUGUAAUCCUCUCACUUCUUCCCAACUCAUGAUCCAACCAGUGCCCCAGUAUGUUGCUAAAGGGGAAAACGUUCUUCUACAAGUUCAUAAUCUUCCAGAAGAUCUGCAAGCCUUUUCCUGGUACAAAUCGAUAUAUAGGGGCCAGGUUCUUAAAAUUGUAGAAUACAGCAAUAUUAUACAUUUCAUCUCCUGGGAGCCUGAAUACAGAAAUAGAGGGACGGUGUACAAUAACGGAUCCCUGCUGCUCGAGAACGUCACGAAGAAGGAUGCAGGAAUGUAUGCACUAGCAGUUUUAAACAAAGAUUUCAAAAUAGAAGAGGCGUAUGUGAAGUUUUAUGUGAACAAGUAUGUGACACGGCCCUUAGUGCGAAUCACCGAUACCACAGUUGCAGGACGUAGGUCUGUGGUCUUCACCUGCGCUUCACCUGAUACUGACAUCUCCAUCCGUUGGAUCUUCAAUAACAAGACUCUGCAGCUCACAGAGAGGACAGUUCUGUCCCCAACAAAGUGUGGACUCAAAAUAGAUCCUGUGAAGAGAGGAGAUGCUGGAGAGUACAAGUGUGAGGUCUCCAACCAGUUCAGUAUGAAGACCAGCCUUCCAGUCAGCCUGGCUAUGAUGAACGAGUGA
Molecule: messenger RNA, 1432 nt
Organism: Phodopus roborovskii (desert hamster)
Lineage: Eukaryota; Metazoa; Chordata; Mammalia; Rodentia; Cricetidae
Product: pregnancy-specific glycoprotein 22
Exons: 5
Coding region: 5-1432 (475 amino acids)
Biological process (GO): T cell activation
Cellular component (GO): external side of plasma membrane
Source: RefSeq, a predicted model, not a curated record